CGAUCAUCCAUGCUGACAGCCAUGAUAAACAUCACGUGCAGCAAGGGGUCUCUUCUGGACUGUGUCCAUCUCGUCAAACCAAGCUUUUUAGCAGCCCCUUCAGCGUCGUACGCGACAACGACAUUCCGCGCUGGAUACCGGCCUGCUCUGCGCUGUCCUUCAACGUUGCUGACCCUUCGCUCUUUAACUGGGGCCACAUCUUGGAGGACAAGGACAAGAAGACAGCGUCAGCGUACGUGUCUGUCAGCAGGUAGAAUGGUUAUUUAAACCCUGUCUGGUCCAGUUGCGCGAUUGCUCUCAGACGGAGGCUGGGAUUUUCACUCGUUUAAACAUUUGUCGCUCAUUAUUACCUCUGUCUUUCUUUUUUCUAUUUUCUGGUCGUUUCAUUCCCUAUCAAGGUCGCCAAUAUGGUGGGCCCCAAACAGAUUUUGUGUUUGUCCGCUCUCUUCUUAAACACGCUUGCAGCAGCGCUCCCUCUCAGUCAAGGCGCAGACGCCUCGGCUAGAUUCCCCUCUAUCAUCACAGACGACCCUCCCUUUGAUAUAUGGAAUGAAACAACUGGGAUAAGCUUCUUCAACUCGACGAAUUUUACCUUAGGCAUUGGUGCCGGUGAUGGCCCUGCUAAUAACCCCGCUCAAUCCGCUAGCUGCUCUAGCCUCACUGCCGGCUCUUCCCAGUUCUGGUAUGAGGCAAUCACUCAUAACGGAGAGUCGUCGUACUUGACUGCAGCGGAUAAGGCCAGUUAUUCGGUCUUUCGAAAUGUAGUCACUAGUUUUGGAGCAGACAAUACAGGCGCGAAAGAUGCGUCUGCUGCUAUCCAGAAUGCCAUCAAUGCUGGAGUCACCGGGGCAUUUGACCGGACCACAAAUUCAACAGGAACGACGACGAAGCCUGCAAUAGUUUAUCUACCGUCCGGGACGUACUUGAUGCAAGCUAGUAUCCAACUCUUCGUUGGUACUGUGAUUGUGGGAGAUCCGAUCAAUCCUCCCGUUUUGAAGGCGAGCAGUAAUUUUCCGGAUGAUCAUAUUGUUUAUGGCAAGGACCCGAACCUGGGUGGCACGGUCAAUUUCUAUAUUGGUAUAAAGAACAUUGUCAUCGAUUCGACUGCCGUAGAGCCAUCGCAGUCUCUUGCACUCCUUGACUGGACCGUCAGCCAAGCAACUCAGAUCACCAACGUUAUGUUCAAUAUGCCACUUGGUUCCACGGGGCAUACUGGUCUCACCACUGAUUAUGGGUAUAACAGCAACACUAUCCUGGGUGAUCUCACGUUCUAUGGUGGUAACAUUGGUCUGGAUCUCAGCGGUCAGCAAUGGGUCUUCAAAGGCAUCACCUUCAAUGGAACAAAGACAGCCGUGAUAGCAGGGGCUACGAACAUCGUAUUUCAAGGAUGCACGUUCAACGGUGUCAAUAUUGGAAUUAAUGCGAGCAGUACCUCGGGUUCACUGACUGUCAUCGACUCGACGGGUAUCGUUAGCGACACGCUGAUCAGCUCCUACAGCUCUGGCAGCGCGACGAACUCGAUUGUCCUUGACAAUGUCCAGAACGUUGGAAACACGGUCACCCUUGGAGGAAGCGUAGUCCUUAGCGGGAGCGUGACAGACACGUGGGUACAUGGAGAUCUGUACACCUCGGGCGACUCCUAUCAGCAAUACGAAUCAGGUCAGACAGUGAAUACGCCACGGCCCUCAGCGCUCGUGUCUAGUGGUGAUUACUUCACUAUGAAGCCCCCAACCUACCAGGAAUAUGCCGUGGAUCAAUUCGUAAACAUCAAGACAGUCACGGACUACCCCGUCUACGGUGAUGGUUACACGGACGAUACUGAGAAUAUAAAUGCUAUUCUCCAACAAUACGCUGGCUGCAAGAUUAUUUACUUCCCAGCUGGGACAUACAUUGUGACAGAUACGGUUCUCGUGCCGAAAGGCUCUCGUAUCUUUGGCGAUGCAUACGCCUCUGCCAUCAGUGCUAGCGGGGCCAAUUUUGCGAAUGCUCUUACACCGACGGCCAUGGUACAGGUUGGGGAGCCCAACGAUGUAGGAGUGGCCCAGAUCAGCGAUAUGAUGUUCACUGUCUCUGACGUCCUGUCUGGAUGCAAAAUGGUUGAGGUUAACAUUGCAGGUUCUAAUCCUGGAGACGUGGGUUUCUGGAACUCUCACUUCCGCGUCGGCGGUGCCAAGGGAACUACCAUUGAAGAUGUUUGCCUGAAUGAUCCCGAUACCUGCAAAGCCGCAUGGGGCAUGAUGCAUCUCACCAACACAUCAUCCGCUUAUCUCGAGAAUAUGUGGGGUUGGACGGCAGAUCAUGACCUGGACGGUAACAACAACCAGACGAUUGCGACUGGUCGUGGCAUCCUGGUCGAAGCAACGAAGGGGACCUGGCUGGUAGGAACGGCAUUCGAACACAACACGCUUUACCAGUACAACUUCAAUAAUGCUUCAAAUGUCUUCUCGUCUAUGCAACAGAGCGAGACGCCGUACUGGCAGGGUCCUGGAAGCGAAUAUGCGCCUGCCCCGUGGGCUGGUAGCCUCAUCGCCAGCGAUCCAGACUUUUCCAACUGCGCCACAGAUGAUGCUCUCUGCCGCAUGGCAUUCUUUGAACUAAUUCAGGGAUCGUCAGAGCUGUUCCUCUAUGGUGGCUGCGUGUGGGCUUUCUUCAACGACAACGGUAACUGCAAUGCUAGCAAUGGCGAUUGCCAAACGAACGCCAUCAGCACCCAGUCUUCUUCAGCACUCUAUUUGUAUAACACCAACGUGAAGAGCAUAACCAAUAUUGUAUUGGACAAUUACACGCCUAUUGCGACCGAGGCAGAAAAUACUGGUGGAUGGGGGGGCGUCGUCGCCGCGUAUCUGUACAGUACAUAGAUGCCGUGCAGACAGUAAGUUGUCGGACGAACAUAGCCUACAUGUACAUAUCAGAUUUGUCCCUUUUUUUCUUUUCUUUUCUUUUUUUCUUCUUCAAUUAUAUAGACUAUGCGAACGUGCUGUUCUUAGUGUUUCUGGGCUAAUUCAAACUUAAAAACUUCUCCGG
Messenger RNA from Paecilomyces variotii, 3024 nucleotides. RefSeq names its product putative exo-beta-1,3-glucanase. Bases 408 to 2858 code for a protein of 816 amino acids. Gene Ontology annotation, molecular function: polygalacturonase activity. The record is from RefSeq and is a predicted model, not a curated record. Lineage: Eukaryota; Fungi; Ascomycota; Eurotiomycetes; Eurotiales; Thermoascaceae. The transcript is spliced from 6 exons.